Molecule: messenger RNA, 534 nt
Organism: Naegleria lovaniensis
Lineage: Eukaryota; Heterolobosea; Eutetramitea; Acrasida; Naegleriidae
Exons: 1
Coding region: 1-534 (177 amino acids)
Source: RefSeq, a predicted model, not a curated record
AUGGAAUGUUCUGGAACUCGAGGAGCAUUGAAUGGAGCAUGUAUCAAUGCACUUGCUGAGAGUAGUUUUUGGGUUGCAUAUUCAACAUUUUCAGACAAUAUGGCACACCAAUUCGGAGGUGCCAUUUAUGUCGAUGUGCCAAUAGUCAGGCCCCCAUUAUUUGAAAACAUUUCAUGUAUGAACAAUGAGGCUGGAUAUGCUGGAGGAUGUUUAUAUUUCCAUACAUCAAAACAAUUAAGGUCUGCUGAAUGGAUUGGUAACAAUAUCUACUCUCAGAAUAUUGCACAAUCUUAUGGCAAUGAUAUUGCAUCUCCUCUGUAUGGAGUGAAAUAUGAUUUACAAAUUCAAUAUCAGGAUGGCAAAAUGACCAUUUUCAAUGCAUCCUCAAAUUCCAUUCCAAAACUAGAAUUAUAUCCUGGACAAGUCAUUUCAUCCAUGCAAGUAUCGGUGUGGAAUAAUGGUCAAGAAAGAAUUCACUUUUUAGAUUCUGAAAUUUCAACAUUGAAAUUUUCAUUGAAUGAUUCUUCUUCAUGA